AAGGAGGGAGCGUUUGGAGGUGGGCUUGGCUUGGCGUGCACUCCGCACCUCGGGAACGUUAUUGCGCGUGGAACGUCUGCUUUUGGCAGACUAUUGCCCAGAAGAAAAGAUGUUUGGUUUUCACAAGCCAAAGAUGUACCGAAGUAUAGAGGGCUGCUGUAUUUGCAGAGCUAAAUCCUCCAGUUCUCGAUUCACUGACAGUAAACGCUAUGAAAAGGACUUCCAGAGCUGUUUUGGGUUACAUGAGACUCGUUCAGGAGACAUCUGUAAUGCCUGUGUCCUGCUUGUGAAAAGAUGGAAGAAAUUGCCAGCAGGAUCAAAAAAAAACUGGAAUCAUGUGGUAGAUGCAAGGGCAGGACCCAGUCUAAAGACUACACUGAAACCAAAGAAAGUGAAAACUCUAUCUGGAAACAGGAUAAAAAGCAACCAGAUCAGUAAACUGCAGAAGGAAUUUAAACGUCACAAUUCUGAUGCUCACAGUACCACCUCAAGUGCCUCUCCAGCUCAAUCUCCUUGUUAUAGUAACCAGUCAGAUGAUGGCUCAGAUACAGAGAUGGCUUCUGGCUCUAACAGAACGCCAGUGUUUUCCUUUUUAGAUCUCACAUACUGGAAAAGACAGAAAAUAUGCUGUGGCAUUAUCUAUAAAGGCCGUUUUGGGGAAGUCCUCAUUGACACACAUCUAUUCAAGCCUUGCUGCAGCAAUAAGAAAGCAGCUGCUGAGAAGCCGGAGGAGCAGGGGCCAGAGCCUCUGCCCAUCUCCACUCAGGAGUGGUGACUGAGGUUUAUGUAGAAGGGGAACAAAAAAUGAUUUAAAUUUUGGAAAACACCAACAAAAUGACCUUCCUAUUUUUAACUUGGAUAUCUGUUAUUCUGCCAAAAGAUGAUUUCUAGAAUAGUUUUGAGUGGGUUAUUUUCCCUCCAGUUCCACGAAGUCUGAAGCCAGUAUCUAGCUUACUAAAAGAAAAAGAAGUGUACAUAAUAUUUAAGAUGCUGAGUAUUUCAUAGGAAAGCUGAAUGCUGCUGUAAAGUGCUCUUUAAGGCUUUUUAAAAAAAUCCCCUUCUAAUGAAUGAAAUUAGGGGAAUUUCAGGGGACAGAGAUGGGAUUUGUUGUAUGAUAAACGUAUGUAGUUUUAGUCUUUCUAUAUUGAGAAGCAGUGGUUGGGGCAUUUUUUAAGAUGGCUGGCUACACUUGUUUUCCUUCGUUAUAAUAAAUUUGUCAUAACUCAGUAAACACAGACUUGCCCCUAGAGGUAGCUGUUAAUAACUUUGAAAUAUUAAGGUGUUGCCAAGGUUCUGAUGAUUCAAACCUGUACUACUGAAUAUUAAGCAGGACGGACUAAGCUCUCUAGUGCGAAUAUCUUGAAGGAGUAAUUUCUAAAUAUACAGAGGUAACUUGACUGUAUAUGUUGCAUCCUGUGUCACCUCCCUCCAUAUUGAUAUUUGAUAAAGUUUUUAAUUUAUAUGAAACUUCUAAAGCAGAAUCAAAGUUCCUCUUGGGGAAAUGUCAAAUCUUUAGGAUAGGCAAUCCUAUAUGAAUAGUACCAAAGCAUUACCCCUUGGUAGAGAAUGCACUCUAUUAAAAAUGUUAAAUUAUCUGAAAAAUAAAGUGUGCAAGUCUUCAGGAUGGCACAUGAAAAACACAAAGGUUAAUGCUUCUUGGGGCACAUUUCUUAGAGGGCUUGCAAGUGUGUAAAUAAUUUGUUUAUGUUACAUGACUGGUGACUUCAUUGAAAAUCUGCACAAUUCAGUUUUAGCUCUGGAUUACUUCGGUUGACCUUUGUGAAGGUUUUAUCUGUGUAGAAUGGUUGUUUGACUUGUUUUAACCUAUUAGGGUUUUGGGUUUUGGGUUUUUGUUUUUUAUUUUUCAUU
Messenger RNA from Balaenoptera ricei (Rice's whale), 1869 nucleotides. Its product is annotated as SIN3-HDAC complex-associated factor. The record is from RefSeq and is a predicted model, not a curated record. Gene Ontology annotation, biological process: negative regulation of cell migration. The coding region runs from base 110 to 775 and encodes 221 amino acids. The transcript has a single exon. NCBI's taxonomy places the organism in Eukaryota, Metazoa, Chordata, Mammalia, Artiodactyla, Balaenopteridae.